Molecule: messenger RNA, 1601 nt
Organism: Fomitiporia mediterranea MF3/22
Lineage: Eukaryota; Fungi; Basidiomycota; Agaricomycetes; Hymenochaetales; Hymenochaetaceae
Gene: Fmlcc3
Product: laccase
Exons: 19
Coding region: 30-1601 (523 amino acids)
Molecular function (GO): copper ion binding; oxidoreductase activity
Source: RefSeq, a predicted model, not a curated record
UUUCCUGCUCACUUUGACCGGUACUCCCAAUGUUCUACUCAGCCUUCUUGAUCCCUCUGGUUCUGAUCGCCCUACGACGCUCUCCACCCGUUGAAGCUGCCGACGUCGUCAGAGAUCUGACCAUCCAGAAUGCCCAGCUAGCUCCUAAUGGUGUUAGUCGCUCAACCGUGACUGCUGAAGGGCAGUUUCCAGGACCACUUAUCUCUGGCAAUUUCGGCGACCGCUUCCUGGUCAGGGUUACAGAUAAACUAACCGACCCGACAAUGAGAAGGGCAACUUCGAUUCACUGGCAUGGAAUGUUCCAACAUCAUACUCCAGAGUCAGACGGACCUGCCUUCGUUACUCAAUGUCCAAUCGUGCCGGAUCAUAGUUUCUUGUAUAAUUUCAGCGUCCCAGACCAAACUGGAACAUACUGGUAUCAUUCUCAUCUCUCCACUCAAUACUGCGAUGGUUUGCGUGGGCCGCUGGUCAUCUACGACCCAAACGAUCCUCACGCUGGACUGUACGAUGUUGAUGACGAGUCUACAAUCGUAUUGAUUUCGGAUUGGUACAAUACGAUUGCACCAGUCCUUUUCCCCAACCCAACUAACGGCACUCCCGUCCCAGAUUCCACUGUGAUAAACGGGAAAGGCCGUUCAAGCGCCGGCGGUGAUCUUGCUGUUGUACGCGCACAGCCAGGAAAACGUCACCGAUUGAGGCUUAUCGCUGCGAGCUGUUUCCCCUCAUUCACAGUUUCGCUUGAUGGUCAUAAAAUGACUGUUAUUGAAGCGGACGGCGAAGAAACGGAACCAGUUACGGUUGAUUCUCUGAACAUCUUCGCGGCUCAGCGUUAUUCGGUCGUGGUGGAAAUGGAUCAGCCUGUUGACAAUUACUGGAUCAGGGCGGUUCCAUCGUCACCGGCAGGAUCAACCACGGACGGUGGUAUCAAUUCAGCCAUCCUGCGUUAUGACGGUGCCCCAGACGCCGAACCGACGACAAAUGCAACAGCAAAUCCCGUCGUACUGAAUGAGGCGGAUCUCCAUCCCAUUAAGAAUCCGGGUGCUCCCGGCCUGCCAUUCGUCGGUGGCGCAGACCUUGCGCUGCAGAUGCAAAUUAGUCGCCCAGAUGGCCAAUUUGAAAUUAACGGUGUUCCCUUCAAUCCUCCAUCUGUGCCCGUUCUGCUUCAGAUUCUUUCCGGAACGACGAACGCAAACCAGCUUCUGCCCCCAGGUUCUGUAUACAAUCUUCCUCGAAACAAAGUCGUUGAGAUCAACUUCCCUGGAGGCGGGAACCAUCCCAUUCAUUUGCAUGGCCAUGCGUUCGACGUGAUUCGCGUGUCAGGCAACUCGUCUUAUAACUUUGUCAAUCCUGUCCGCCGCGAUGUAGUUAGCAUUGGAGGCGGUACAGACAACGUGACAUUCCGCUUCAUGACGGAUAAUCCUGGACCCUGGUUCCUCCACUGUCACAUUAACUGGCACUUGGAAGGAGGAUUGGCUGUCGUACUCGCUGAAGCUGCAGAGGACAUCCCUUCAUUUGACCCGGCUGGUCCUGAUUGGCUGGGACUGUGUCCAGACUAUGCGAAUCUCAACCCGGAUACUAACUUGACGAACCCAGUCGCGUGA